Messenger RNA from Colletotrichum graminicola M1.001, 1488 nucleotides. Its product is annotated as fungal specific transcription factor domain-containing protein. Lineage: Eukaryota; Fungi; Ascomycota; Sordariomycetes; Glomerellales; Glomerellaceae. The transcript is spliced from 2 exons. The coding region runs from base 1 to 1488 and encodes 495 amino acids. Gene Ontology annotation, molecular function: zinc ion binding; DNA-binding transcription factor activity, RNA polymerase II-specific; sequence-specific DNA binding. Gene Ontology annotation, biological process: positive regulation of transcription by RNA polymerase II; DNA-templated transcription. The record is from RefSeq and is a predicted model, not a curated record.
AUGGUAUUCAACAUUGCGGCUAUUGUCAAAGUCAGGUCACGGGUCUACGAAUUUCCACCCGAGAGGUUUUAUCGAGCUGCGCUACACUUCUCCAGGGAUUGCUUCUCGCAAAUAUCGCUGUCAUCGAUUCAGGCCCUGGUUACCCUGGUUGUCCACAGUAUUCUGACACCAGCGGAAGUUAACCUCUUCACUCUCGUUCAUAUCGGGCUGGCCCAUUGUAUAGAGUUGGGCAUUCACAGGGAGCCGCCACCAGCUACCGAUCCGAAUGACAUUAAGUAUCAGCAAAUCAGACGCCUGGCAUUCUUCACCGUUUAUUCCUUGGAUAGGUCGGUAUCCUCCAUCCAGGGAAGGCCUCUUGGCUUCCGAGACGAGACAUUCGAUGUCAAGAUGCCUGAAUUACAAUCUCCAAGACACCUCAGUCCUACGGGCAGUCCAACACUUUCUUCUUUCUCAGCAGCGGUCCUCCGGUUUGCAAGGUUUCACUUCGAGCUCGAUCGCAUCGUUUCUGAUGUCAAAGUACAAUUCUACCAUCUUCCGUGUGACUCGGCUUGCUUUGCUUUGCCAGCAGACCCGGAGACCCAGCAGACCAGAAUUAGAGACGAGAUUGUUCGUUGGUGGGAGAAGGUUGCAGAGGAGCCAUUCAACUUUCCGGGUCUCGACAACCGCCAGCGGCGCAUGUGGCGGCUGAAGCUAAAGGUCAAGCAUCACACAACGAUGGUUAUGCUCUUCCAGCCGUCCCAGGCGAUACGGAACCCACCGCCGGAAUCACUCCAAGUCUGUUUCAACAACGCCGCAUCUAUACUCCAGGACUACCAGACGCUGCACGACCUGCAAGGUUUGCAUCACGGAUGGCGGACAGUCCAGAACAUUUAUGCCGCUGGUGCGACUCUAAUAUACUCCUUCUGGACAUGCUCGGCCGUUAGAAAUAACGCAUCCAUCGCGGACCUGUCAAGAAGCCUGCGCGCGUGCUCUGGCCUCUUGGCUGUCGGCGGUGAGUGGUGGCCUUCCGUCAAAAAAAGACAGAGGGGCUUUGGUGCCAUCGUUGACUUAACCAUCCGCAGGCUGUAUUAUACAGGCAAUAUGCCAUUCAAGAAUCCCCGCCUAUUCACCCCUCUUUCAUCAGAGGAAGGGCAAAAUGGAAUGGAACAGUCUGAGGGAGCGCUUUCUUAUGACUCAACUGGCCAGCAGAAUCUCUCGCAAGUUCCAUCCAACGGAACAGGCGCAUCUUGGCCGCACUUACCAGCGUCUUCCGUGGGAUUGCCACACUCCCAUGAUUCCCUGCACUGGCAUGUAACAUACCCCGAUGGCUCGUUUCAACCAGGAACAAACGACUACGUUCCGGAGAUAGAGAAUUUCCUAGCCGACUUCGACAAGUCCGAGUUCAGCUGGAGCUUUCCUGUGGCUGGUGUUGGCGACUCGUGCGAAGCGAGCAACUUUCAAACCCAGGCUACUGACUACAAAGAUACCGGCCAAUACGACUCUAAGUGA